UAGUGAGGACUAUCUAGUUUGGCCGGACUCAGAAGGUGGACUCGGGGUGUUCAUUAGGGUUCAGAGGGAGGAGGAAUUUGGGUUUCAGACAGAGGAUCGUUUGAGGAAACCCUUCUUUCUUGUCGAGCGGACGUUCGGUCGAUCGUCAAUUUGGUGGUCGCGCUCGCUCCCUCGUGAAUGCGACGGAUCUGCUAGUCGAUCGGGCUCCCCCUCGUGGUUCCUGGAAAAUGGCAGCAAUCGCGUUGCGCCAUGCGCAACGGACGCUGCGGCGCUCGUCCUCGGUUUCUUGCGCUUCUCUGCAUUCCCUUCUCUCGCCCGGAUCAGAACUGUCAAAUGGACCUCCCGUUCCCGGGCGACCUGUUGCCAUUGUGCCGUCAGGUUUGCAGCCUUCUUCGCGAUCAUCUGUAGCUGCCUACUCUUCAGCCAAAUCACUACCUUUUGAACCCACUGAUGUUGACUCCUACAACUAUGUCAUUAAGCAAUUAAACUACAGGAAACGAUUCUCUCUUGUUCGUGAUGUUUACGAGGACAUGCUGUUGGAUGGAGUCCAGCCACUUCGCGAUACCUUCUACCUUCUUAUCACUGGCGCUAUGCAAACUGUCCGGCUUCAGGACGUCAUGUUCUUCUUCGACGAGAUGAAGGCGAUGGGCAUCACACCAGAUGUAGCUAUGUACAACUGCAUAAUUGCUGCAUGUGGAAGGAGCCAGCAGGUCGAUCGCGCCUUUCAGGUAGCAGAAGAGAUGGAAGCAUUUGGAGUCCAACCCAAGCAUCGGACAUUCCUCGCUCUUCUGAGAGCCUGUGCUUUUGUCGGCCGAGUAGAGGAGGCGUACGGAGUGGUGAGGAGGAUGGCAACUCAUGGGUUCACUUUAGACAAGCACUGCUACGCUGCUUUGAUAACGGCUCACGCGAACAAGAUGCCUCGAAGUCCCGAUACCGUAGAAAAGAUCCUUGAGGUACUGGAGCAGUCAAAGGUUCCGCAAGCAGAGGAUAACAUGGCCGUUGCAGCCACAGGCGAGAUCGAACCUCGGGACGACGUCGAAGAAGGGUUCUUGAACUUCUUGCAGAAAGAUGAUGCACUAGUCAGACGCGGGUUCGUAAACCGCCGACUGACGGUUUAUCACGCUGCUAUCUCUGCUUUCCAGGAUUUGGGAAAUCGCGAGGCUGUAAAGAAGGUCCUACAUAUGAUUGAAAAGGACGGUCAUGGUAUAGAUGCAUAUAGCACAGUGCAGCUGAUCAAAUGCUACAUCAGUGAAGGAGACUUCCAAAAAGCUUGCCUAGAAUAUAACAAGUUUUUGGAAAUGGGAAGGAGACCGACGAUAGAGCUCUACCAGAUUUUGAUCGAUGGUGCCAUCACCCACCCAUCUCCCGCUAAUAGUGCUGUUGCUCAAAAGCUACUGGCCGAGUUGGUGCAGAAGAGCUUUUUCUUGAACAGCAAGGCCGGCGGCGAAAUUUUGAGCAAGGCCUGCCAGGACAAGACGAGGGACGUCGCAGUAGCGAACAUAAUCUGGGAUAUGAUGCAAGCUCGUCAAGUCAGGCUGCCGAUGAAGGUCAUCAUGGAUUACUACAAAGCGCUUGAUAGGAGUGGCACACCAAAGGACGACCCUCGAAUGGCAACGUUGGUAGCGUUGCUGGAUGAUAGCCGUCGUUAUGCCAGUGGUGCCCCAGACAGUAAGAUAAAUGUGCCAUCCGCAGAGCCGGACACGGAGCAAGAAACGUCAGCUUCAGAGCAAGUUGUUGCUCAAGAAGCGUCAGAAGAGCCUGCAGUUGCUGUUGAGGAAGGUCCAGGAGCUGAAGAGCCUACAGCUCAGAUCGAGGAUGCAAGUGAGGCAGGCACUCCACAGGCAGUACAACAGUGACGAGCAGACGAACGAGCAGACAGGCUCAAAACGAAGUUUUGAAGAUUUAGUCAAACGAAUCUACUCAUUUACUCUUAGAUUUGAAGUAGGAAAAACACUGCUGCACAAUAUCUUUAUCCAGGGAAUCAAACAGCAGUAAAUAUUCUCCAGUUGGUUCACGUUAGUCGGCCACUCAACCUGCUUUACUCCCGGUAUUGAGACUAGAGGCAGGACGUCGAAAUUCCAGCAACCAUGACACAUUCUUUGUAUAUAAAAGAGUUCUGAGAAGAGUAUGAAGGACCCUUGCGAGUCCAUUCGAGGCAGAGAAACGGUUAGUGCGCAAAGGUUGGCACUCUUUUUGGCGUAUUUUGAAAAAGAAUCGAGCUACUACAGCAGCUCGCUCGAGAUACGUAUGGCAUUGAUCAGUUAAUGCGCUGUGAUAGAUUGGAAGCGAAAGGUAGCAAUGUGUGGAUCACGCCAGUACGGAUAGUUUAUUGAGUCCUCUCAUUGAAACUGCGUACUGUGUCAGCCUGUGAAUGAAUAAUUGAAGAUACUUGUCCUCAACGCCGAAGUGCAUAAUAGCUUAUGAUGAUGACUGUGACUGCAGCAGCGCAACAUACACGUUUCCCUGUGAAUUCACAGAGCCUCCAUGGGUGGGAGGGAGAACAAGAACCGAUGUUAAUGCAUGUGCAUUCACUAUCAAUUAUGCCGUGCAUGUAGUUGGUACUGUCAACAAUGCACGGGAGGAAUCACGAAGAAC
Messenger RNA from Marchantia polymorpha subsp. ruderalis, 2595 nucleotides. Lineage: Eukaryota; Viridiplantae; Streptophyta; Marchantiopsida; Marchantiales; Marchantiaceae. The record is from the annotation of a GenBank genome assembly.